AUGCAUUUCUUUCGCGCGGCGCUCACGCUUGCCAUUACCAUCGCGCCGCUCGAGGUCCUCUCACAGGUCAUCACAAUCACGCAACGUCCAAGUUCGUGCAGCGCGAUAUACACGACCGGAACCAGCUCCGUUACCGUCGUGCAGUCGACUGUCACCGUUGCCCCAAUUCCAUUUUCCGAUGCUUUGGUCAACGCAGGGACGCCCUUCGUGAUAGAAAUUCAGCCUGGCGCGGCUGCUCGUCGGCGACAGGCAACAAAUGCUACCUACAUCAAUGCCAAUGGCCGUACCACGACGAAUGCUAGCGAGGCCGUGGCAUACAGGAUUCUGAACGGGACUUUGCAAAGCGUCGACGGUCAAUACAUAUCCGCCGAUCCGAACACAGACAGUGCCUUAUUUGCCCUCUCUGCCGUCGCAAAGGCUAUUACCACCACCUUCUUCUCUCGGAAUCUCGAGAUUGGAUGGAACAAUAGCGCAUUUGCCGGCGGUGCCUGCGACUUCUACACGGCUGCGGCUGAGGAUGGAGCCAUCGAUGUUAUUACGUAUUUCAGAGGGAUCGUGGACUCCAGCUGGCAGGCAAUCACGUUUGCUGUCAGAUCCACAGGCCAGCUAGUACUGGAGCCUACGACUUCCACCAUCGUCUCCACGGUCAUUUCKAUGGGCGGCGGAGUUACGGCUACUCCUUCGACAACGGAGGUAAAUGUGCCGACUCCUACUGGCGUACCAACUGAAAAUGGUUACUGUGGUGCAUCUGCGGGCAUCUGUGACGGCAUUAUCUUUGGGAGGUGCUGCAGCCAGUACAAUGCUUGCGGCAACACAGAUGAAUACUGUGGAUUUGGCUGCCAAUCAGCGUUUGGAGCCUGCGACCCUCCACUUCCCGCAAGCUCUUCCAUCGCAGCAGGCAUAUCGAGCGCUGGGCCCACUCCCCCUGAGUACUCCGCGACAGCCCCUCAACCCGCGACUUCCUUUCCAGCUGGUUCAUCAAUCGCUCCUAUUAUGUCGACGUCGAUGUACACCUCUACCAGCGUGUUCCUAUCCACCAGUGGUAGUGUGACUAUGACCAUGACCACUGAGAUACCUGUGACCACUUCAUUGCCGAUCUACAGUGAUCCAGGGACGCCCAUAGGACCCAUCAACCCGCCAGUGUUUGGUUCUUCGACUAUCGCUAUAUCCAGCGAGGUGGAUAUCAGUACUCCAGGUCUACCGCCAUCCUACGCAGCAACACCAUCUUCUUCGGCUGUGUCCACCCUUGCAGGCAUCUCUUCUAUCCCCUUUUCUUCAAUCCCCUCCAGCGUUGGAAUUUCGAUCAGCAUUCCCAGCGCUCCACUCUCUAGUGCUGCAACAACGGCGAUCAUCACUUCCGCCGGGCCUAUCGCUCCUUCAUACAGCGCUCCCGAUGAUACAUCCAGUACCCCGGUGGCUGGUAGCAGUAUCAUCAGCUCUGUACCGGUUGACAUCCCGAGUAGCAGCUUUGUGAUUCCUCUCCCCAGCUUCUAUUCAUCACCCCCGGCUCCGAUCAGUUCAGUUCUCAGCUCUGUGAUUGYUCCACCCAUCGUCUCGACGGCCACAUCAAGCUCGAGCUCGAGCACUGCAGUCGCCACUCUCACGGCCUCUUCAUGCCCAGGAACUGCGGAUGGUACUGUUUUGGCUGACAGCAAUGGGGAGCCCUACCAGAUCUAUUGCGACAGUGACUACGUUGGCGAUCUUACUCCCCUUCCCGACACUCCUAGCUUCGACGCCUGUCUUCGAGCUUGCGACAGGACCGCAGGUUGCGCCGCCGCUACAUGGAUAGCUGCCAACACGUACUGCUAUCUGAAGCCUGCCGGCGGCUUCCUUUUCGGUAGUGGAGGUUAUGUCGGUGUGCGUGUCAGGGGCGUCGUUGUUGGAACUACUUCCGCCCAGACUGGUACUCCAAGCACGUCCAUCCCUAAUCCCGACACUUAUCCCACCACAUUUUCAGUGCCGAGUCUGCCGACUGAAGAGUCUUUCCCGGCCAUCUUCAGCACUACUUUCACUCCAGAGGUCGCGAGCUCAACUGCGGUCCCGACAGAUGUGCCGCCAAUCUACUCGGAAUCAUCCAGCAUAGCUCCCGCGUUCUCCACCACGCCUGUUCCAGAAACAUACCCAACCACUACAUCCAUUCCGGAAGUAUUCUCGUCCACGCCCCUCCCUGAUCCCGUGUUCACUAGCACACCUGUCCCCGAUACAUACCCCACGGCAUCCACAACGGRGAUCUCGCCUUCCAGCAGCAGCACCGUCCUCGUUCUCUCCUCGCCAAUUCGUUGCGAUUUUGGAGAAGAAGAUGUCGCAACCGAGCAAGACGAUGCCUUCUGCGAUAUUGUCCUUCCGCAGCCCAUGGUCUUGUACGGCAAAUCGAGUGUCAACACCUUCGCGUCCACCAAUGGAUUCAUAUCCAUCAUCGACGGCGCAACGCAAUAUCAGAACGCCGAAACACUGCCUACCACCCAAGUGACCGAGGCAGACAACGAGACGCCUCUCUCAGCAUUGUUCCCCUUCUGGGAUGACCUCAACAAGCCAACGGGCGAAGACGAUUACGGCAUUUACUAUCAACUCUCCGAGACUGGAGUCACGUACGAGUUUUAUCUCACGAGAAUUGGACAAGCAGUCGUGUUCCAUUGGACCGUCGGCUACACCUACGCCAACCCUGGUGUGGCUACUUUUAMUUACUAUGAAAUGGAUGAUCCCGGUGAUACUGCCACCGUGGGCGCGCAAGGCUUUGYCGCGAAUGGGGAAGCUGUUGGGGUGGUGUACUCCUACCAGAGUGGGGAGAUCACGAAUGGGUUGGUUGUCAUCUGCGAUACGCUUGCGAACACUUGCGUGAGAUCUCCUUCAUCGGCGUGA
Messenger RNA from Ramularia collo-cygni, 2859 nucleotides. RefSeq lists its product as uncharacterized. The transcript is spliced from 2 exons. The coding region runs from base 1 to 2859 and encodes 952 amino acids. The record is from RefSeq and is a predicted model, not a curated record. Lineage: Eukaryota; Fungi; Ascomycota; Dothideomycetes; Mycosphaerellales; Mycosphaerellaceae. Gene Ontology annotation, molecular function: chitin binding.